AUGCGUUUCUCUCUUCCCCUCCUGGCACUUGUCGCCUCUAGCGGCAUGGCGUCCCCGAACUCGAUCAUCAGCCGCGAUGUAACCACCACCGAGGCAGUCACUGAUGCCAUCACCUUUGCUGCAGCUGAGGACGACUGUGACCUGCUGAAGUGUGCGGCCGUCAUUGCCUCUGCUGCAUGCAUCGGUGCCAGCAUCGCGCUGGGUCCCGGUGGAAUUCCCAGCCUGCUGGGUUGCACCGCUGGCGGAGCCAGUGCGAUCUGCCCUUGUGCCAACUGCGUCGACGCCCUCGGCGACUUCUUGAAGAACAACAGUAUCUGCCCUUCUUAG
Molecule: messenger RNA, 327 nt
Organism: Pestalotiopsis fici W106-1
Lineage: Eukaryota; Fungi; Ascomycota; Sordariomycetes; Amphisphaeriales; Sporocadaceae
Exons: 2
Coding region: 1-327 (108 amino acids)
Source: RefSeq, a predicted model, not a curated record